CGUGCGUCGUCUGGGCUGCGUCGCGCGUCCUGGUGUGUGCGUGAGCGCGCCAGGGCAGCCUUUUACGAGCUUGUAGGCAGCCUUUUAUCACAGCGCCCCGACACUCAUCAAACUGCCGGGCUGCUAUCCGCUUCGCCGCGCCACAGCCGCCCUUGCGCAGCCCCUUCUCGCCGGCCGAGCUUGGUGUUACGUAAAAGCCGCCGGACACCACCGCUCGACGCCGCCGACGCGCGAGGGCUUGCCUCUACACGCUUCGAUCAGUGCUGGGUGGGAACAGGGCUGCCCCCACGCCCGCCGCCGCGGCACAGCUCGACCAACACGACCACCGGGACGCCGCGCACCGCCGCGGACAACGACCAUGCUGUCGCCGGACCAGCUCGCGACAUUAACAGAUGACGCGGUGCCGCCGUGGGACGUCGACGGGAGUUUACCCUCCAAUUAUGAUACCUGCUCCAGCAUCGGCGACCGCGAGACGUACCGAGGCGCGGCGGCCUUCGUCGCGGAACUCCUGGAGAGCAGCGUCGUCCAAAGGGUGGUGCACCCGUCGGCGAAGGCCGUCCUCCAGCGCACACUCACGGCGCUCGCCCAGAAGGACGACCCGCUGGCUACGGCUUUGGCGUUGGCCAAGGCCGGCGAGGUCCUCAAAGACGCGGCAGAAGGCAGGCCCAAGGUCUUUGAUGUGGCUCUCGAUACCAUAAGGGUCGCGCUCGCGCUGUAUGCCGAAGGGUUAGGGAGAAGCCACCACCGGACUCUUUCAACGAGAUUGCAGAUCGCGGAGACGCUCGCGGCCAAGGGCGACCCCGAAUCUGCCAGGCGGGACUUUGUCGUCGUGCUCGAUGAGUUAGUUGGAGACGAGGCCGAGAUGGUGAAGACGCGAAAGCGCGCCAUGCGGGGGCUGGAAGCGCUCGACGCGCGGCACACCGUGUCGGCCACUUUACGACGGGAGCGGCGGCGGCGGCUCAAGGCCGAGACGGCGGCCCUCGAGGCGGAGUUUCCUAUUUUAUAUGGCCAGUUCGCGGGCCGCCGGAACCCGGAUAUUGAUGACGGUGGUGCGAUUGAAGGUAGCCCUUCCUCAAAGGACCGGUCGCUGACGAUCGACGAGGCCGAGGAGGACGUGUCCGAUCUGGAGGAGCCGGGGUAAGUGUUCUCUCGAUGUCGCCUCUCUACGCCCCUGGCCAAUCCCUGGCCCCGCGCUUAGGCUUCGAGCCAGGGAUAUGUUUAAG
Messenger RNA from Pelagomonas calceolata, 1223 nucleotides. Lineage: Eukaryota; Pelagophyceae; Pelagomonadales; Pelagomonadaceae. The record is from the annotation of a GenBank genome assembly.